This is a messenger RNA of Triticum turgidum subsp. durum (durum wheat), 243 nucleotides long. Lineage: Eukaryota; Viridiplantae; Streptophyta; Magnoliopsida; Poales; Poaceae. The record is from the annotation of a GenBank genome assembly.
AUGGAGGCGACAUCACGGACGGCUGGAGCUGCGAGUAGAUUUGUCCAAGAUACAACAGUGUCCGUAGUAAUAGUUCUGGUAACUGUCCGCGAUCUCCAUAUGUUAACUGUUUGCGAAGACGAAAAUGCAAAUUCAAAAGAUAUACGGAUGAUUACAUGGGUGCGUGGCAAGUAUACUGCAAUGAUGAUGAUGAUGAUGUUCCUGGUUCACGAUGAAGACGAUGAUGGAUGUUCUCAGUUUUAG